Kluyveromyces lactis is the source of this 657-nucleotide messenger RNA. RefSeq names its product Rho family GTPase RHO4 (gene RHO4). The coding region runs from base 1 to 657 and encodes 218 amino acids. The record is from RefSeq and is a predicted model, not a curated record. Gene Ontology annotation, biological process: small GTPase-mediated signal transduction. Gene Ontology annotation, molecular function: GTP binding; GTPase activity. The transcript has a single exon. NCBI's taxonomy places the organism in Eukaryota, Fungi, Ascomycota, Saccharomycetes, Saccharomycetales, Saccharomycetaceae.
AUGGCAUUAAUAGUUGACAACUUUCGUAGAACCCUAGGUGAUAUUCCUCAUUAUUCCCAAUGUGGUGUUAAGGGUAGAAGCGCACAGUAUCAUUUGAAAAUAGUAGUAGUUGGUGACGGUGCUGUGGGGAAGACUUCGUUACUUAUUUCCUAUACACAAGGUAAAUUUCCUGAAGAUUAUGUACCCACGAUAUUUGAAAACUACGUGACUAAUUUAGAGGGACCAAAUGGUAAGAUAGUUGAAUUGGCAUUGUGGGACACAGCAGGACAAGAAGAGUACAGUCGACUUAGACCACUGUCGUACACCGACGUUGAUGUAUUGAUGAUAUGCUAUGCGAUUAACAGUAAAGUAUCCUUUUACAACAUUGAAGAAAUGUGGUUACCUGAGGUGAAACAUUUCUGUCCUGACGUUCCAAUAAUGAUCGUAGGUUUGAAGAGUGAUCUGUACGCUGAAGAUAACAUUUCAGACUUUGUCGAUGCAUUUAAAGCUGAAGAAACAGCGAAAAGAAUCGGAGCAUUCGUACAUCUGCAAUGUUCCUCAAAAUCUCAACAAAAGGUACGUGAAGUCUUCGAUACAGCUAUCACUGCUGCCUUGUAUGACGAAUUGAAACCAAAGAAGAAGAAACUAAAUUCACGUCGGAAAUGUGUGAUUAUUUAG